Messenger RNA from Purpureocillium lilacinum, 1683 nucleotides. The record is from RefSeq and is a predicted model, not a curated record. Lineage: Eukaryota; Fungi; Ascomycota; Sordariomycetes; Hypocreales; Ophiocordycipitaceae.
AUGCUCCUACCUGGCAUCUUUGUCUUACUGAACCAACGUCCCCAAAAAUACGAGUUACGUUACAAUAUGUUACUCACCAAGCUUCUCGGUUUUCAAGCUGUUGGCGCUGCCGUGGUGAGCUCGUCGGCUUAUACGGGCUACACCACGGGAAGCUCAAAUCGUCUGGCACACCUCCCGGUCCCAGCUGAGACGUAUCCGCCGUUGCUCGAUGCAACACUGGAGGACCUUCGAAAGGGUCUCGAUACUGGUGCGUUUUCGAGCCUCAAUCUUGUCGACGCAUACAUCAAGCGCAUCGAGGAGGUGAACCCUCGUCUCCGGGCCGUCACGGAGAUCAACCCGGACGCGCGCACAAUCGCAAAGAAGCUAGAUGAAGAAAGGAAGAAAGGGGGUUCAAACCUCGGUCCUCUCCAUGGCAUCCCGAUCCUUGUCAAGAACACCAUUGCUACCGCCGAUAAGAUGAACAACACGGCUGGGUCCUUUGCACUACUUGGAGCAAAGGUGCCCGAGGAUAGCAAAGUGAUUGAACGGCUGCGUAAGGCUGGUGCAAUAAUCCUAGGCGUCGAAACAUCUGGCUCCAUUAUCACGCCUGCACAAGUGGCCAACGUGGUGGGCAUCAAACCUACCGUAGGUCUGACUUCCCGGUACUUGGUAAUUCCUUCCUCGGAGCGUUUCGAUACUGUGGGCCCUAUCGCGCGUACUGUUAAGGAUGCCGCAUAUCUUCUGUCAGCAAUUGCAGGAAAGGACACGAAGGAUCCUUAUACAGCCGCGAUUCCUUUCGACAACGUCCCAGACUAUUCGACAGCCUGCAACGUAUCUGGUCUCAAAGGGCGCCGCAUUGGGGUUCCGCGGCAUCUUUUCAAGAAGUCGGGCCCAUCGAUAUCUGCAUUCGAGUCAGCACUGAAAACCAUCCGUGAUGCUGGAGCCGAGGUUGUCGAUGUUACGAUUCCUGGAAUACCAGAACUAAAUGCACGGGCACCGAAUGUCUUUAGUCGCGUUCUCGGCGCCGAUUUCAAGACCAAUCUCGCCGAAUACCUUUCGCACCUGUCUUCAAACCCACAUGGCAUAAAAUCGCUAGAAGCGCUUCGCUUUUUCACCAUUAUCAACCCCAAGGAGGAGUACCCCCAACGGGACAUGGCUUCGUGGGAUUGGAUUGUGCGGCACGGGCUCGAUGGUAAGUCCGAAGCCGCGCAACAAGACCGAUACACGAUGAUGGAAGUGGCUUGUGGACGAGAACCCAGUGUCUCUUUGUGCCUUACCGGUGUUCUGAAGGAGGAAAAGCUCGAUGCGAUUGUCUUUCCCAGUUCUGAGCCGGCGGCAAUCUUCAGCGCCACGCUGGUCGGGUCUCCUGUCAUUACGGUGCCGCUCGGGCGCACGCCGGAGUCGACACCAAGCAAGCUAAACUCGUACGGCAACUUGAAUGAGACGGGGCAAAACACACCGUUUGGCAUUGCGUUUUCCGGAGCCAAAUGGAGUGAAGAGACACUCAUUGGUAUGGCAUUUGCUUUCGAGCAGAAAACGCAGGUCCGGAAGAGUAUCAAACCACAUGUGUGCAACCUCAGACUGAGCUUGCAAAUAUCCUUCAAACUGGCUCUUGAGAUGCUGCCUAUAAAACCUAAAACGCGAGAAUCUCGGAGGGGGCCUGCUCGUAGUACGAGCUCUAGCAGUAGAGGAGGUAUAAAAUAG